AUGCGCUUCGGGGCAGUCUCAACACCGAUAGCAAGGUUGAGGGCUAGCUCCGCCCUGCGUACGACUCGGUCAUUCGUAUCCUCCUCUAUCGUGCGUGCAGCCCCACCAGCACCCACCCAACUUCCAAAAUCCACCGUGUCCAUAUCCUCUGCGCCAACUUCGGAUGAACUACAAGCACAGGAGCUCGAUGUGGACAUGAUACCCCAAGAGGAUGUCAAGCUGGAGCUUACAGAUCGGGCAGCAGAGCAACUGAAAUCUAUAGCCACGCGGGAGCACCACUGCAAUGCGGGCCUUCGCAUUGCAGUGCAAUCGGGAGGAUGCCACGGCUACCAGUAUACAAUGGAGCUCGCUUCCGAACGGAACGCAGAAGACUAUCACUUUACACAUCCUGCCAUAUCCCCAUCAAAUAUUUACAUUGACGCCGUCUCUCUCGGGCUCAUCAACGGCUCUACAAUAGAUUUUUCUACUGAACUUAUAGGGAGCUCGUUUCGGAUCGCGGAGAACCCGCAGGCAAAAGGUGGAUGCGGCUGUGGGAUUAGCUGGGAGAUGAAAGAUUGA
Suillus paluster is the source of this 558-nucleotide messenger RNA. RefSeq lists its product as uncharacterized. The transcript is spliced from 3 exons. Lineage: Eukaryota; Fungi; Basidiomycota; Agaricomycetes; Boletales; Suillaceae. Gene Ontology annotation, cellular component: mitochondrion. Gene Ontology annotation, biological process: iron-sulfur cluster assembly. The coding region runs from base 1 to 558 and encodes 185 amino acids. The record is from RefSeq and is a predicted model, not a curated record. Gene Ontology annotation, molecular function: iron ion binding; 2 iron, 2 sulfur cluster binding; 4 iron, 4 sulfur cluster binding.